This is a messenger RNA of Moneuplotes crassus, 1291 nucleotides long. The record is from the annotation of a GenBank genome assembly. NCBI's taxonomy places the organism in Eukaryota, Ciliophora, Spirotrichea, Euplotida, Euplotidae.
AUGAGCAUGAAUAGACACAGUUCAAAGAGAACCCAGUUCUCUCCAAACAAUGCACACAAUAGACACCUAUACAGGUGUAAAGUUAAGAAAGAUGACUUCUGAUUAAGGAUCAGAAUCUCCAAAGAUUUAUUUUAUAAAAAUAGUAUCUCAGGACCAGAAGAAAUGUUCAGAACAAGUUCUCACCAAAAUCUAAGUCCAAACACAUUGGCUAUUUCGAAGAGCAAUUAUUUACGAAGUAGAGCUAAGAGAGGCCAUCUCAAUGUUUAUGAGUUGUCUUGUAGAAGAAGGAAAACGACUAAAUCAAGGAAUUCAAAAUCCAAUUUCAUCACACAGUUGAAGCAUAAUAAAAGCACUAACCAUCAACCUUUAGAGAAAUCUCACAUUUUUGUAACCAAGAUAUGAUAUCGGACUCCUAAGAAUUCAAACGAAAACGAGAGAAAAACCGUUUGGCAGUUAAAACUCAGGUCAGGAAAAAUAACUAGCAGAACUUCGCAAACUCUGCUUCCCUUCCAUCCUAAAAAUUCAGAUAAAAUCAAGAGGCAGCUUGGAGCAAGAAAAUUUAGUAACCAACAGAAGUCUUUGAAGAGUACAAACAAAUCUAAUGAGCUGUUAGACAGAUUCUCUCCUAAAAAGCCCAGAAAGCCAAUAGAUUUUUGUGUUAGUAAGAAAGUGGAAGAGUCCAGACAUUCUACCAAGCAUUAUAGACACUCUCCCAAAAAAUGAGUAAAAUCUCAAUGCAUCGUCUGGCAGAUUCCUGCUCAGGACCCUCCGCUACUCGUUCCAAGUAGCAAAGAAGAAGAAACAUCUGAUACUGAUAGCACCAAAGACACCCCCAGUGAUCCUCUUGUGCAAGUUCCAAAGCUUCAAAAAUUCAGGAAUAUUUCUGAAAUAAAUCUAAAAACUAGGAAUGUACUCUUUCAGACUCACGAAAAGACUAAAGAGUGAUCAGAGUCAGAUAGAGAUGACUCCAUCUCUAACAACUUUGUGCCGUUUGACUUUGAACAAUCGAACAACCACAAGAAUGUCCCAGAAAGCCUUAACAUAACAGACUCUGAGGCCUUCAAUUCUGUUUGUGACGAAUUAAACUUUAAAAAUAUUGAGGACUGUGAGGGAUACACGGAUAGAGACUCUGAGUUUGGCCUGAGACUACAUCAAUGCCUUCAUCGAAAGGAAGAUCCUAGCGAAUCUGAUCAUGAAAACACAAAACAAGAGUACUCCCUACUAGAUAGAAUCAAAAACCUAAACUUCCAGUUAUUUUAAAUAAAAAUAACGAAUAAAUUUCAAUCUAAAA